AUGGGCUCUAGAGCAGCGACGGCGAUUAUGUCAAGGGCGCAGAGGAUUCAGAUGAAGCUGCAGUCGACCUUGCAAACGACGCUUCUGGAGAUCGAGGACGUUUCGCGUCAGCACGCAGGCCAUGCUGCCAUGAGGGGAAAUACCGCCGGGGAGACUCAUUUCAAUUUGAAGAUCGUGUCUCCCAAAUUCGAGGGCCUCAGCCUUGUGAAUCGCCACCGGCUCGUUUACGAUGCGCUGGCGGAGGAGCUCCAAUCCGGGCUGCAUGCUCUUUCAAUCGUAGCCAAGACGCCGGUGGAAGUUCCCGCCACCAACCAAGUGAAAUAA
This is a messenger RNA of Linum tenue, 324 nucleotides long. NCBI's taxonomy places the organism in Eukaryota, Viridiplantae, Streptophyta, Magnoliopsida, Malpighiales, Linaceae. The record is from the annotation of a GenBank genome assembly.